Hirundo rustica (Barn swallow) is the source of this 3394-nucleotide messenger RNA. RefSeq names its product transmembrane protein 200A (gene TMEM200A). Lineage: Eukaryota; Metazoa; Chordata; Aves; Passeriformes; Hirundinidae. The coding region runs from base 244 to 1719 and encodes 491 amino acids. The record is from RefSeq and is a predicted model, not a curated record. The transcript has 3 exons.
AGCUGCGCCGGGAGGGCUGCGGGCACCGCGCACCUCCCCACAGUCAUGUAUCAGGAUGUGAGAUUAUGUUCCAUAAUUGUGGAAUGGAAAAAUGUUUUGGCAAUGAUGUGAGAAGUCUUGGAAAGCUGAAACAACUUGAAAUUGAAUGGAAAGACCUACCUUUGCUCCAUACUGAGAUGAUACAUCUGUACAUUUGUGUUCUCAGAAUUCAAGAUCUCCUCGCCAGGGGCACUAUAUAGAAAUAUGAUAGCAACCGGAGGAGUCAUAACAGGACUGGCUGCCUUAAAAAGGCAAGACUCUGCCAGAUCUCAGCAACAUGUAAAUCUUGCUGGAGUACCAGUUCCUGAGGAGAAGAAACCAGUUAGACGCCGGCCCAGGACAGAUGUAGUAAUUGUCAGGGGCAAAAUCCGUCUCUAUUCUCCAUCAGGAUUCUUUCUUGUUUUGGGAGUGCUUAUCGCAUUCUUUGGAAUUGCAAUGGCCAUCCUUGGAUACUGGCCCCAGAAGGAACAGCUGUUAGCAUCUGAAGAUAAUCCAUCUGUAAAUGAAACCCGGACCCCGAGAAGCCAAGGAAGCAUUUUACUUCGCUUCUUUGAGCAGCACAUGCACUCGGAUAAGAUGAAAAUGCUGGGGCCUUUCACUAUGGGCAUUGGAAUCUUCAUUUUUAUUUGUGCAAAUGCCAUUCUGCAUGAAAACCGUGACAAGGAAACAAAAAUAAUACACAUGAGAGACAUAUAUUCCACUGUAAUAGACAUCCACACCCUGAGGAUCAGAGAGCAAAAACAGCUGAGUGGUGCCUUCACUGGCUUGUUGGGGGAAGGAGAACUCCGGCACAGCGGGAGCUCCUGUGCAUCACGGCUGGCUGCAAACACAGUUGCACCUUUCUCUGGCUUCAAGAAUAAUCUUAAAAUGGAUAGUUCUGCUGAGGAAGAUGAGAUUACCCUAAAUGAAGAUAGGACCACUAGUACCCUCCUGCCACCUCUGCUGGCUGAGAAGUCCAGUUCAGUCUUUGGACUUUACCCUCACUCCAGCAAGGCUUCAGAUGACAAAAACACUAACUCUAUAAAAUGUGAAACAAAAUCCAUUGUAUCUUCUUCCAUUAGUGCUUUCACACUGCCAGUAAUUAAACUGAAUAACUGUGUUAUCGAUGAACCCAGUAUAGACAACAUAACUGAGGACUCGGAGAUCACCAGGAGUCAGUCUAGAAAUCUGUCAAUGGAUUCUCUGGCCAUUCCACUAACUGAUACCCAUGAAUCCUACAGGCCAGCUGCUUCCAUGCUGCCACGACACAAUUCGUUUGUGGACACUCCAUCUGAUCCGUUCAAAUCUUCUGUGACUCUUGGACCAAGCACAGGAAAGCUUUUAUCUCCUGGUGCUGCCAGGAAGCAGUUUGGUUCCAACACAUCUUUGCAUCUUCUGACCUCACAUUCUAAGUCCCUGGACUUGGACAGGGGUCCGUCUACACUCACUGUCCAAGCUGAACAAAGGAAACACCCCAGCUGGCCCAGACUGGAUCGGAGCAACAGUAAAGGCUAUAUGAAACUAGAAAACAAGGAGGACCCAAUGGAUAGGUUACUUGUGCCACAAGCAGCAGUCAAGAAAGACUUCACUAAUAAGGAGAAGCUUCUUAUGAUAUCAAGAUCUCAUAAUAAUUUGAGUUUUGAACAUGAUGAGUUUUUGAGUAACAACUUGAAGCGAGGAACUUCAGAAACAAGAUUUUAAUGUUUAAAUUGCAAUUUAGAAGAUGUCAUACAGUAUUUUUUAAAAAAGCAUUUUGACAAGUGUUUCCUUUUCAGUGAGACUGUACAAGCCUGUUCUUAACCAAAUGCUUAAUAGCCCAUUAAAACUGGCUUGUGCGAUCAGAGAUCUUCAUCUUUGUAAUACCAAGAGUUUCUUGUCUUAGGAACAUUCGGCUGCAAUACUGUACAUUAUCAUGGCUCGGACAGUUCUGUUACGACUGAUUCCAAUUAUUCCCAAGUCACUAUCUCUUUAGUUCUAUAUAUGCAUGUUACUUUUCACGAAUUUGACUCCAGGAGACUGCAUUAGGAAAAAAGCUCACUUUACCUGUAAGUUCUCUUGAUUUAGAGACUGCAAGAGAUUGAAAGCCAUGGUCUUGUGGUUUAGAAUGGGAAGUGAGCAGGAGCACGUACUGGAAUUGUUGAAUCUAGGCCUUUAUUCCUAGGUGUUGUCUUUCACAUGCAGUACAUCUCAGUAACUGCAGUCUUGCCAUUGUCAUUGUGAGAAACUUGUUUACAUACUGGGGUGGGUGGAUAGAAAAGAGUGGAUAUAAUAAAACCAUUUUUGUGAAUUCACUGUAAUUGAUCAAGCUGAAUACCAGUGUUGUGAAUUAUUAACUAUGCUUUGUACAAUAAUCUUUCUACAUCCAUUGUAAUUUAAUCCUGUAAUUCUGGAAAAGCAUAUAUAAAGUAAGAAAUCUGAAUUUUUUUCUGAGAUUAAGUCUCUAAACCACUUUGAUUGACAGCAGUUUUAAAAUCAAAAUAGAAAGAUUCAAUUAAAGCUUAGGAAGAUGAUGAAUGCCAACAGGAUUUUAGAAACAUGGUGUAUAAUAAGAUGAUAUUGUAACUUGCAUCUGAAGACAAUAUGGAGAAUGAAUAUAUUGCCUCUCAUUACAGUAACAAGAUGCUAAAUAGCUAGAUCUCUAUGUUCAAAAUACUGAUACAAAGCAUACAAUUCAGUAAGUAUACUAACACAGUAUGAAAGCCCCUUGCCUAAAUUUUGAUUUAUAUAUUUCACAUAAUUAUUGGUGUGAUGGUUUACCGAAGCCUUUGCUGUGUCAAUUUGCAUUACAAGAUUUUGUAAUUGGAAAAGGAAUUGACAUUUAAAACAAUGUUUUUCUCAGCAAGGCAAGCUUCACAGUUGACAGUUGUAGGCUAUUGCUAAAGGAGAAUUGGAAUGUGCAUAUCAGAAGGUUUUCAUGUACUUCAUUGCUGUUUAGGCCAUGAUCCUGCCAUUACAGCCGUGCUGGAGAAUGUCCCUUCAAAACUGCAAGGCUCACCCAACAGGAGUUGGUCUUAAUUGGUCGGAUUGGAUAUAUUCACUUACCCUAAAUACUCAGGAAUUAUUUUUAAUGGCUUUUCCCAAAAAGAAUCAAGCUUGUUAAAAUGUUGCAAUUUCUCAAUUACUUAGAUUAUGAAAGAUUGAGGAUAAAAUACCCUCUCUUCUGUUGUUUGUUUGUUGUUUGUCUGGUUUUUUAAUAUUCAGCUCCGUAUUUCAACUGCACAAUGUUUAUGUAUCAGGAGCAUUACUUGCUCAGUGAGUUGAGGCAUAGUGUUAACUGUUAGAACCUCAAGCCUAUAUAUUGUAACAGAGUUGGCUAAAUAUUUUGCUAUGAAGCUUUUAAUAACUCACUGGUUUGUGUUCUUAAGACAUUUGCUAU